AUAAUGUCGUAAGUGAAUGAAUUCACACGAAGCUAAGAUGCUAUUUAUAGUUAUGCAUCAGACGAAGAAUCUCAGACGAAUGCAUGAAAAUUUUUUGGUGUUAUGCCGUAAUAAAUAAAUUUAAUCUAUAAAUAUGCCCAGGCUUAUGUCGUGUUUAGUACCAAGCAAUAUAUGCGGCUGUUCUCAAGUGUUCAGAAUUCAUAUUUAGAAGUAAUUAGUCUAAUUUAUACUAAAUUAUACUAAAUUAUACUACAAUAUAAUAAAAUAUUAUAUAAUAAACAAAUAAGCAAGAAUGGCUACUUUUAGGUAUUUUGAGACUUUAGAUGUGCCGUCUUCAACUACAACUGAAUCUACAACACCUGAAGGCACCACUACAAUUUUAUAUCAAAUAACAUUUCCUGGUAUACAAACUGAUCCACUAACUACUUCAGACAUACCUACAACUUCAACUUCAACUCCAACUACAGUAACAAAUAUCUUUCUGUUAGGGGAAUCUUCAACAAUUCCCGAGCCUAUUUCUUCAGACCAACCUAGUGAUAUAAAAGUAGGAGGUCAUGGUCUGCCUAUUGGUAUCAUAGUAGGUAUAGUGGUUGGAUUUUUAGCCUUUGUUGCCAUUUGUAUUGGUCUCUUUUACUAUUUCGUGUAUCGAAAGAAACAUCCCAAAAUGCCUAAAGAUCUCGAAUCUGAGGAGAAAGUUGAAAAUCCUAAUGGAAUUGAUGAAGAAACUCAAGCUGUCCUACCAUCUCCUACUAUUAUUCAAGAAAAUACUAAUUCUUUGGAGCCUCUUCUAGAUAUAGAAGGUGAAGGCAGUCCUGAACUCAAUGAUGAGGAUUACCAUAGCCAGUUAAUUGAAGACCAUGUUGAUAACUACAACAAUAGCACCUUUCGAGGUAGUACACAUAUUAUUACGAGAAACGAUAUUGUGCAUGAGACCAAUUCCAACAACAAUAAUAAUAAUGAUAAUAAUAAUAAUAAUGAAAAUAGUAAUAAUAAUGAAAAUAGUAAUAAUAAUAAUAAUAAUAAUAAUAAUAAUAAUAAUGAAAAUAUUCAACUCACAAUUGUUAGCGAUGAUACAACAUAAUAGCUUCUCAGUUAUUAGUCUACACCGUCACUUCAUAGUUAAAUGUACCAUUCGUGAGUUUAAUGACAUUAUAUAAUAAAUUUAAUUUUAAAGUUGUAGAGGAUAAGACAUAAAUUUCGAACUAUACUAAUGAAAUGAAUUACAGACCCCGUCAAUUAUUUCUCCAG
Messenger RNA from Scheffersomyces amazonensis, 1248 nucleotides. RefSeq lists its product as uncharacterized. The transcript has a single exon. Bases 293 to 1081 code for a protein of 262 amino acids. The record is from RefSeq and is a predicted model, not a curated record. NCBI's taxonomy places the organism in Eukaryota, Fungi, Ascomycota, Pichiomycetes, Serinales, Debaryomycetaceae.